Scomber japonicus (chub mackerel) is the source of this 4217-nucleotide messenger RNA. It is a transcript of the gene cyth2, whose product is annotated as cytohesin 2. The transcript has 12 exons. Gene Ontology annotation, biological process: regulation of ARF protein signal transduction. The coding region runs from base 109 to 1359 and encodes 416 amino acids. Gene Ontology annotation, molecular function: guanyl-nucleotide exchange factor activity. The record is from RefSeq and is a predicted model, not a curated record. NCBI's taxonomy places the organism in Eukaryota, Metazoa, Chordata, Actinopteri, Scombriformes, Scombridae.
CUUCUUUGUCUCCGGCCCAACAUUACGACACCAGGAGGUGGUCAUUAUUUUUCCCUUUAAGUUUGGAGGAUAUAUUUACACAUAUAUCCAUACAUUUUCUGUUAUUGAAUGACAGUCGACUCUGAAAUAUUUAUGCCUAAAAGUAAAGCGCCCAAGAUGGAUGACCUGGACUACAUCCCAGUAGACCUGAGCCCAGAGGAGCGCUCUGAGCUGGAGGACAUCCGCAGGAGGAAGGGCGUCCUGCUGCAGGAGAUCCAGAGGCUCCGUGAGGAAUUAAGAGAAGCCAUUUUAGAGGUGGAGGGACUGGAGACCAGCACAGAGGGCAGUAAAACUCUACAGAAAAGUAGGCAUGUGGCGAUGGGAAGGAAGAAAUUCAACAUGGACCCUAAAAAGGGUAUCGUGUUUCUGGUGGAGAACGAGCUGCUCAGACACACCUCAGAGGACAUCGCUCAGUUCCUCUACAAAGGAGAGGGCCUCAACAAGACUGCUAUAGGAGAUUAUCUCGGAGAAAGAGACGACUUCAACAUCAAAGUUCUUCAGGCUUUCGUUGACCUCCACGAGUUCACUGAUCUUAACCUCGUCCAGGCUCUCAGGCAAUUCCUGUGGAGUUUCCGUUUGCCCGGUGAAGCCCAGAAGAUCGACAGAAUGAUGGAGGCGUUCGCUCAGAGAUACUGCCACUGCAACCCCGGCGUCUUCCAGAGCACCGACACAUGUUACGUGCUGUCAUUUGCCAUCAUUAUGCUGAACACCAGCCUCCACAACCCGAAUGUGAGGGACAAACCCGGAGUGGACCGCUUCAUCUCGAUGAACCGAGGCAUCAACGAGGGGGGAGACCUGCCGGAGGACCUGCUCAGAAAUCUCUACGAAAGCAUUAAAAACGAGCCUUUUAAGAUCCCAGAGGAUGACGGCAAUGACCUGACACACACCUUCUUCAACCCCGACAGAGAGGGCUGGCUUCUCAAACUUGGGGGACGAGUGAAAACCUGGAAAAGGCGAUGGUUCAUUCUCACGGACAACUGCCUUUAUUACUUUGAAUACACCACAGACAAGGAACCGCGAGGUAUCAUUCCCCUGGAGAAUCUUAGCAUCCGAGAGGUAGAAGACCCAAGGAAACCGAACUGCUUUGAGUUAUACAUCCCCAACAACCGCGGUCAGCUGAUUAAGGCGUGUAAGACAGAGGCUGAUGGGAGAGUAGUGGAGGGGAACCACAUGGUGUACCGUAUUUCCGCCCCCACACCUGAAGAGAAGGACGAAUGGAUCCACAGCAUCAAAUCUGCUGUCAGUGUUGAUCCCUUCUACGAAAUGCUCGCUGCCAGGAAGAAACGUAUAUCACUGAAGAAGAAGGAGGAACAACCGUAGAUGAUUCCCUUCAUUCACCUUUCCCUGUCUUCCUUUGUCCUUCUCAUCUCUCCCUCUAACACGGGACACAUUGUUUCUGCCCCUACCCCUCACUACCCGUUCAUACCUUUUCUUACCUCACCUUCCCCGUCCCUGAGCACAUCCUCUCCCCAAUACGAAGGCGUCUUGCUAUGCCGUCUACCAGACUUUAGAAAGCCGCACACUCACAGUGGCUGCCUCUGUUACCUUGGUUCUUACACUACUGCUAUAUACAACCCGACACACUACAGCCAGAGCACACGUCUGUCCCGUCACGUCAUCACAUUCCUCUCUCUCUUGUUCAGCAUUUAGGUGAACGAUUCAAUGUGUCUUAGGCCAUGUUUACACUAAUGGAGAGGAUUUUGAAAACCAAGUCUUUCCUGUUUUUAUCUUUUCAUCCACACUUGACAAAAAAUUGAGGAUUUGAUGAAGCUAUGAGUGCUGUGAUGCAUUUUCUUAUUCACAUCUGCUCCGUAAACCACAAAGAAAACUUUCAAAAACUGCAGAAAGUUGCUCAGCAGAAAUGCACAAGGUUGAUGGCUGCAGCAGCUUAUGCAUGCUUAAUUGAAGACAUUUUAUAUUCCUCAGCUUGAUUGGUUUUUCAGUGUGUAUGACAGACUUCAAGAACACUAAUGAGCUUUAAUGGGAGAUUUAUUUUCAUUAGUGUUAACAUGGUCUUAGUCAGGUAUGGCAAGCAGCUUCAGUUCAUGUGAGAAGGUCUUUCACAUUUAUUGAUGCCGCCUGAAUGAGAAAUUGCCUUCUUUUAAUUGUGCUUGCCCCGAGACAAAAUGUGAACUCACUAAUCAAACACUACACAGAGUUAUUUUAGACUCAGAGAAUUGAAGAAUCAAAUAUAAACUAAAGCAGGAAGUGAUUUCAGAUUACUGAGAUGUUCCCAUUGCUCCCUAUAGUACUCUGUAUAGCUUUGAUACACAUUACUACUGUCUACACUUAGAUACUGUUACCAUAAUCUGAGGAAAAUGUCACUGCUCAUCACUGUCUAUAGUUACACAAGAAUUAUAUCGCCAAGUUACUGUUGAUCUUCAAGUACGGUCGUUUUUGAAGGCAAGAAGCUGAUUUUAGGAGACAAAGAUUAGUGUCUUCUCUUGCAGAUUGCUGCUUGUUUCAGCUCACUGAGACAACAUAUAUGUUUCUUAGCAUGUUUAUUUUUAACAUGUUUCAGCAAUAGUGGAGUAGAAAACCGUAGUAUCAGUGUGGAAGCUUGUUAACAAUUCCUUUCUAACACUACACUGAGCAACAAUCAUCAUGUGAUGUAAUUUAAUGGCAUGCCACAAAUCAUUUCCUUCCUGCUCAAGGCGAACACUGACAUCUCUCUCAUUAGUAAUAACUCUGUCAUUUACCUGUUUAGAGCCGGGUCUGUCCGCUAUAGUUAGUUUCCAGAAAUCACAAAGGCAGCUCAUUACAAUGUAUACUUUUUUUGUAAAUAGAUGUUAGCAUAUUUGUUUACGAUACACAUAGAAAUAAUUUAAUUUAUUCUUUAUCUUUUGUUAAGAACCAAUUUUUUUGUACGAGCUACUGUAGGACUGCAUGUUGAUAAACGGAGACCUCGGCCGUAGGUGCCGGCGUGUCGCCGAUCAUGCUAGUGCACUGAUUUGAAAAGUGUUAGUGUUCCCUGUUGACUAGAGGAAGAUUUAAUGUGGAAGUUGAUUUAUGCAUAAAGUAAAUUUUCCUGAUUGAUUGUUCUGACUUUGGAAAAUAAGAAGAUAUUGAAAAGAUGUUUGUAGUUUGAUUCCAGUCUGACCACUGUUGUUGUUUUUUUGAGUGAAUCAGACUCAGUGAAGCACAAGCAGUGAUUUGUUGAACUACUAUUAAGUACAUCUUUGUUUCCUGUGCUACCCAAUGUUCACCUGAACUGUAAAGAAGCUUUUUUAUCAGGUGAAAUUCAAAACUUUCAUCAUACUACAGUGACCAAAACAAGGUUCAUUAUGUGACAGUAAGAUUAUUCAGAUGUAAUGAAUCAGUAAUAAUUUUAGAUUUGUGUCCAGUGAUAGAUUUCUUCAGUAAACAGUUAUUUCCUGAACUGUAUUGAAAAGGGCAUUUUUAGAUGGUAGGAAUAAUAAUAGCAGCGCUACAGUAAAUGUCUUCUGCACUUUAUCAAUUUUAGCAUUUUGGAGUAAAUGCUGUUCCUUUGACUGACAAUAGUCCAACACUUUGUAGCGCCAUCUACUGGUGAACACACUCACAACAAUAUGCUGAAGGAUGACCCGUUAACUGUGUAGAAAUAUAUAAUGCCAUCUGCUGGUCAUUUCCAGCCACAACAGUUUCUGACCAACAUGUACUGUAUUUUUGAGCUUCAUUCUGUUCACCUGAUAAAGAUCAUGUUGCAUGAAGCUGAAUGGGGUCUUUUCUCUGUGAUAGAAACAUGUAGACCUUAAUUUAAAGACACAGCAAGUAAAUGGUCCUUCUCAGCACAGAUGUAGGGUCUUCUUUAACUCUUCUAUAUCUUUCCCCAAAUGUAAAACUGACAAAGGCCUAAUUUAAUAUUUCCAUGUUAGUGCUUCUGUGUGUUUCGACACAUCAUGUGGACUGUCUGUAAGCCUUCACUCUGGGUAUUCUUGAAGUGCAAAGUUGCCAAAAAAAACCCUGGUGGUACAAUAAAUGUUUCCAUUAAACAAAAUAAUGAAAUGAUCCAACUGAAACUGGGGCCUCUUUGACCCCAGAGCCACCUCUUUCAGAAAAUGUUUUUUUUUUGUAUUUAUUUAUUUUUUAAUUACUGUGAGGUGAAGAUGGAUAGAUCAUCUGUAAAUGUAGCAAAAGGAAAAACCACAAAAUAUUGGUGCCAGUAAACUACUGUGUAACAAUAAAAAGAUAAACAGAGA